Gastrolobium bilobum is the source of this 456-nucleotide messenger RNA. RefSeq lists its product as uncharacterized. NCBI's taxonomy places the organism in Eukaryota, Viridiplantae, Streptophyta, Magnoliopsida, Fabales, Fabaceae. The record is from RefSeq and is a predicted model, not a curated record. The coding region runs from base 1 to 456 and encodes 151 amino acids. The transcript is spliced from 4 exons.
AUGGAAAUAUUGAAGAAUGGCAAAGCUGCAGAUCGAAGACGAAACCCUCUCUCUGAUCGCACCAAUUCUAACACCCUAUCUUCUUCUUCUUCUUCUUCCUCAUUCAACAAACCUCUCACUAAACGCGAUUCUUCGUUAAUUGAAUCGUUUUUAAUUUCAGUAUUCUACAGCCGAAGAGAUACUUCGAAUAAAAAGAAGGCCGUGGCCAAUCCUAUCAGUGGCAAACCCAUAUCGAAGAUCUCUAAUAUUGCGGUGAAAAGUGAUGGAGUUGAAGUUUUGGAUCUGCAAAAGAUUAAGCCAUUGAGGGUUCCUUGUAGAAAGAAGCUGCAUGAAAAAGACGCGUCCAAGGAUGCACAGCUGCAAGAUUUUAUUGAAAAGCAGAAGGCCUACUUUGAAGAGAUUGAUGAAUUUAAACUGUCAGAAGAGGAGGUUGAAUCCAUUUAUGAGCUGGAUUAA